UCAGCAAAGUUUAUCGUUGUUGGGAUGGGCAACCAGCACAUGUGUUCGCACGGUCGGUCCGAUUUCUUUCUUUCUCUUUUCUUCCUUUAUAUAUUCUCGGUUGAUGUCUUGUCGGGUGGUUUCGUCAAAACCAAUGGUACUAGAUGGGUAAAUUGCUGUGCUGAGUACGAGCUGAGCGCAUAGGAGCGACAGUGGGUGCCUGGAUCUCUUUGAGAAGCUCCAGAUCCUUGGGACGAUGAGGCUGACAGUGACACUGACCACGAGGUAGUGGCUUGGCUGACAUGGUGGCAAUUGCGCUGGACGUAUGUAGAGACUGUGAGGUUCUGCUCGGAAAGGCGAACAGUGAACGACAAUCAAGAGUCAUCAUGUGGCUUGUCUGCCGCGACCGGAACUAGAAAACACAUCCUCGAGGCGGCUUCUCCUCCCGGCAAUCGAUACAAACACCUUCACUUCACUGACAUGACGUCUCUUUGAGUGUGUGUGUUUGUUUGAUUGGUGUCUGUGUGUGUGAGUGUGCGUGUGUGCUUGCGAGAGAGACGAGCCCUGGCUUUAUCGAGUGUCUGGGGGCAGAGAGAGAGAGAGAGAGAGAGAGAGAGAGAGACCUUGGCUUCCCUGACAUCUCUGUACGUGUGUGCGGGGAGAGAGAGAGAGAGAGAUGGUGAUAAUGGCGGGAGCGACGUGCGCGGUAGGUGUAGAUGUGGUGAAAGCGCAGGACGUUUUCGGAGUUGUGGAUCUGGAAGCAGGGGCGUUGUCAACAUCGGUUAGUUGCGGCUACGUCAGCGGACGAACGUCGCUUGUUUUGCCACGUGGAUUUGGCAGGCUAUUGACACCGUCGUCCCCAAUUUCGUUUCUGAGGAGGAGGUGCCCGCGUUCUUCUUCUUCGUCUUGCAAGAGCUUGUCGGAUGCUUCGAAGGUAUCCCGACCGAGAGCUUCUGGACGCUCGAUUUCACAGCGGCGGCUUUUGAUGAUCUCUACUGCUUGGCCAUGCAGGGACUCCAACCCGCGACCAGAUCUUCAUCACCAUUCACUGCAGUCGGUUUCGCGAAGACCUGGCAGAGAGCCGGCCCAUCAUUCGCCUUCUCGAGGAGGAGAGAGGGGAGGCCUGUGUGUUAGAGCUGCCUUAGAUAACGAGAGCGCGGAGAAUUCUGAUGGGCAGCAUGUGGAAGAUUUGGACGAGUACAUGGAAGCGCGAGUGGUAGAUGCAGUUCGCAUGGUUCCUGUACGUGGUCAUCUAUACAUGACGAUGGCGGAUGGAACAGACGUCGAGGUUAUUCACACAAAUCCUGGUGCAGGGCGUCUUCUCUAUCACUCUGGAACCCCCACCAUCUUCCUCAGCAUGGUGGCCGAUGAUGAGCUCAUGCUGCCGAUUGUUGUGGGUGAUAUGGCAAUCGGGAUGGUAGUCAAAGGAAUGAGGCAAGAGAAAGGGGUUCGGCCAAACUUCUAUGAGCUAAUGAGAGAACUUGUUGCUGCCACAAACAAUGAGGUAAAGAUGGUGCGUGUGACACAGAGAGUUCUGGACACUUACCACGCCUGUGUAUGUCUUGGGAAGCCUGGGCAGAGCGAGAUGGUGAUGGUGGAUGCACGACCGUCAGAUGCGAUAAAUCUGGCCAUUCGUUGCAAGGUACCCAUCUAUGUAAAUAGAGGAAUUGUGUUGGCGGAUGGCGUCAGGAUGGUCUAUGCCCCAUCUUGUCCCAGAGCAGACACUAUGUUGCGGUCUUCGGACGGUGGGAACACUGACAGUGAUCAGAACGAUCCGUAUGCGGAAGAGAUAGGGCUGAUGAGGAGUAUGCUUACAGCUGCUAUGGAGGAGCGAUAUGCGGAUGCAGCACGCUUGAGGGAUGAAUUGAACUUGUUCCGGCAACAGGGCAGAAGGCGGCAUACAAGACAAGGGCAGAGGAUGCAGGGUGACCCUGAUUACUGUAUAUAACUGGGCUAGGGGCCUAAGGCUGAAGGUGGCAAUGCGGGGUCUGCAAGUAUUUUGAGAUGGGAUGCGAUGUGACGAGGGGCCUUGGCGAAGAAGGACGUGGUGUGUUGUGAUUUGUGCCGCGAGGCUGAUAUUGUGGAGGACGGAUGUGGAGCAGUUAUUGAUGUCCAAUCAAAUUGGUUUGGUAAGUUGGCAUGCAGUGUGGCCAGUCUUGUUAUUCCAGAAAGGCAAAGGGGAACACACACACACAGAGAGAGAGAGAGAGAGAGAGAUGGCAUUGCUGCAAGUCUCUGCUGCAUGUUUCAGAAAGUACCUGGUUUGAAUGAGAUGGAGUACUGGUACAGAGCUGUGUGUAUAGGACGGUUUGGGGCAUGUACAUAUAUAAUGUGCUGUGUGUGGGUCUUCAAUCCAAGGCAUCACCAUAACGUGGAGACUGUGACAAGAAGGAAAAGGAAGUGCAGACAAAUGCACACCAGACACAGAUGAUGAGGAAGAUGUGGCUUAGCAUGGCUGGUUCUCUUUCACUGAGUAAUAGACCAAUCCAGCAGCGGCAAUAGUGGUAUGCUGAGACGAUUAUCUUCCUCGCAGACAAAUGCACACCUGAGAGAGAGACGACAAGGAUGAUGUGGACUGUGUGGCUGGUUCUCUUUCACUGAACGAUUAGUUGAUCCUGUGGCAACAGUGCUAUGCUGAUAAGGCUGCAUUUACUUGGAUCGAUACAUUUUUGCUCUGCUGUCGAAUGUGUAGAUAGAUUAUGCUGUCGUGGUGGCGAAAGAGAGAGUAGAGGCCAUGUCGUUGCUGUUACUAUGUCUUCAUUUCACACGUGUCCAUGCAUGCAGCCUCCAUGGAAUCGUGUUCCGUGGUGGUUUGCUCUCGCAGCCGUGUUGUUCGUUCCCUCCACGGUGCUGAGGGCAGGUUCCUGAUCUUAAUGUGAGCCGCUUUACAGGUUGAGGACCCCAGUCAUGGAUAUGCCAUCUUGGGUUAACCGCUCCCCUUUCCGGGAAAGAGUUUAGGUUUUUCUACUGUUUACGUUGAAAGUGCCUCCUUUCCUAGAUCCAGUACAUUAGCUGUUUUUUUAAGCGAUACGUAUAAUCUAGGCAAGAACAUGGAUAAAUAGAUGAAGAUGGAGAGCCAAAGCUCUGCAAGCAUGUCCAUAGCUUGGGGCAUUCACUCCCAGAUUGUGACUUUUAGUUGUAGUUUGUAAGAUUUAUACACUCCUAUAGAGUCUAUAGCAUAGACCUGUGGAGCAGUAUGCAGUAGAUUCACCUCGAUUAUGAUGCCAUAUAGUAUGUGCAUAGUAUGCCGAACCCACAUCGUUUACCGAUAGUAUCUGGGUAAACACCAAGCGUCUCUUUGCUCGUCAUCCAUCAGGUUCAAGUUUUCAACCUGAAAACACAUAGUACAUGCAUGUGGGCCAUGAUGCGGAGAUUGGCUCUUACACAACACAGGAUACAUAGAUGUGGAAAACAAAAUGUUGCAUCAGUGUGUGAAGUGUUCGUACUCAAAAACACGAUGCAGUGACGUGGAGAUCAACUUUCACACAUGGGAGCGCGAGGCGAAUGUUGCAUUCAUUAGUGUGUAUUGAAAUGUACCUUCAGGCUUCAGGUGUGAGGUGGUGUGGAUAUCUUGUGUGUGGUAGGCAGUAGUUCCAUUGUGAAAGAAUCGGCCGUCGAGGACAUGUAACUACUGGGAGGAACAAUGGCUCUGGCGCUUUUGCCAGCAGGUUUUGUGGGAGGUGGUGUGAAUAUCUUGUGUGUGCGAGGCAGUAGUUCUAGUGUGAAAGAAUCGGCCAUCGAGGACAUGUGAAAUGAUGUAACUACUGGGAGGAACAACGGCUCUGGCGCUUUUGCCAGCAGGCAGAACAGGUGUGACGUGGUGUGGAUAUCUUCUGUGUGGUAGGCAGUAGUUCCAUUGUGAAAGAAUGGGCAGUCGAACAAUGGCUCUGGCGUUUUUGCCAGCAGGUGUGGAGUGGUGUGAAUAUCUUGUGUGUGGGAGGCAGUAGGUCUAUUGUGAAAGAAUCGGCCGGCCAUCGAGGACAUGUAACUACUGAGAGGAACGAUGGCUCCAGCACUUUUGCCAGCAGGCUGAACUGGUGUUAGGUGGUGUGAAUAUCUUGUGUGUGGUAGAUGGUACUAUUGUGAAAGAAUCGACCAUGGAGGACAUGUAACUACUGGGAGGAAUGAUGGCUCCAACGCUUUUGCCAGCAGGCGGAACAGUUGUGAGGUGGUGUGAAUAUCUUGUGUGUGGGAGGUGGUAGUUCUAUUGUGAAAGAAUCGGCCAUCGAGGACAUGUACCUAGUGGGAGGAGCGAUGGCUCAGGCGCUUUUGCCAGCAGGCUGAACUGGUGCGAGGUGGUGUGAAUAUCUUGUGUGUGGUAGACGGUAUUAUUGUGAAAGAUCGGUAAUCGAGGACACGUGUAACCACUGGGAGGAAGCUAUGAACAGUCCAGCCUUGACUGAUGCAUGCCAACUUGAGCUCCCUGUGAUUCAGCAUCGUUGUGUGGCAAGUAUGAGAGGAAGGAGGAUGGGAUUGGUGUUUGCGAGGUACAUUAAAUCUUCGGGACAGUCAGGCGGCUCAUUGGACAGGGUUGGAGGGUAGCAGAUGACUGGGCAGGUAUUUUUGGCUGCGCACUCGCUCUGCCUGUGGGUGGGCGAAUGAGAUUUCUUCAGUUACGUCAAGCGCAUUGCUGAGCUAUCUAUGCCUAUGCCUAUGUCUAUGACAGCUUCCAGAAGUGCACGGAUGGGUUAUGUAAACGCAACAUCAAAUGUGAGACGACGCAAUGAUCCUGAAUUGAAUUGCAUUGACAAGGAGGGUACGAGGUAUAUCGGAGAUACCUAUCUCGACAAGGUAUAGGUAUGAGGUUGACGCUCUUCAUUGUCGAGAAUCUAUAUCCUAACCAACCAGGAAUUUAGGAUAGACUGUGGAUGCAGUGCCACUACUGGAUGUUGUGGGUGCUUAAGAGAAGAACAGUCGUCGUGUGGCAACUAACAUGGUUUUUAAACCACCAGUACGUGGCCCCAGGCCACUGGACCAACCUGGUUUGAGCCUCUCCGAAAAUUUAGGAGGCGAGUGCCGCUGAUAAAAUGAAUCGACGGUGGGGGGCCUCCAAAAGGGGGCCCGCGGCCGAUAGGUGGCAUGUACUGGUGCUUUAAGAGAGGAACAGAGAAAACAGCAAACAUAUCGGUCUGAAUCGUGCGGGAUUCUGCAUGUGCUUGUCUACGGAGGAACAGUUUUCCAUGAGUCGGGGUCUCUCGUCUCCACUUGCCUGUCAAUGGGAGAACGAUUGCUGAUGAGUCGGUGUCCCCAUCACGGAGCCCUGUUAUGGCAGAUCAUCAGCCUGGUUUGACAACUGUUGGCAUAUCUGUGGGCCACAGUUAGGGUAAGAAAUGAUGGGUUAGUGGUGUUUAUGGAUGCAGUUUGCCGAUGGGGGCGGGCGGGCGGGAUGGUGGCAUAUCGAGGACAACCACUGUAUUUGCCGAUACAAGUGGUUUUGAGGUGCUUGCGAUCCGUCUUGCAUAAGUUGCACUCUUCAUUUCCGGUUCGUCUAAACUUAGUCGUUUGAACUGUUGAAAUGUGCAGCUAGUGUGGGUAGCUUUGAAGUGUUGAAGUGGUGAUCUCUUCGCUUGUCGGCUGAUUUUGGAUGAUGAGGACACUGGCUCAUAGAGGUGAGGUGAGGUGAGGUCUACUACUGUUUGGAGGGGCAUAUUCGUUACUCGAACCCCCAGAACUUGUCCUGAAUUGUAAAGCACUUGGAACUUGAAGGUGAGCGCUGCGCUGUCCUGCGUUUCUGAUGCCGCCUUGCCUCCUUGGACAUCGUUUGGACAGGCAGGUUUUGGCAUCCUUCCCAAAAGGCAUCUGCUGCUUUUCACCGUUUCCAGUAAUGCAUUAGCUUCUGUUCUUGCUAGAUGUUUUUAACACGUGUACUUGACGACACAGGUUAGAACUUGUACUUUCACCCUAGGGAUAUCUCUGAGAGGUUACAAAGUAUUUUCACCCUGGGACUGUUCUUUUGUGGUGGUUCCUUGUUGGUUAGGACUUGUUUCCACUGUGCAUGUGGGUCACACACGUAUGGUUGUGGGCAGGAGGCCCUUGAGGAUAAUGAGAGUAGAGGAUCUGGCAUUGUUAAGGAGUGAGGGGUAGGUGUUCGAGGGUAGAGAGGGAAGAAAACUGUGUUCUGUACAGUCGCUGCACUCUGUCGGCUGUGGCUGUGGUGACAACCUGUUGUAAAUAAUUGUGUAUGCGCCAAUGGUUGAAGUUGACUGAGGCAGCCUGAAAUGU
Molecule: messenger RNA, 6201 nt
Organism: Chara braunii
Lineage: Eukaryota; Viridiplantae; Streptophyta; Charophyceae; Charales; Characeae
Source: the annotation of a GenBank genome assembly